This is a messenger RNA of Vespa velutina, 4188 nucleotides long. It is a transcript of the gene Nup154, whose product is annotated as nuclear pore complex protein Nup154. The record is from RefSeq and is a predicted model, not a curated record. Gene Ontology annotation, biological process: protein import into nucleus; RNA export from nucleus; transcription-dependent tethering of RNA polymerase II gene DNA at nuclear periphery. Lineage: Eukaryota; Metazoa; Arthropoda; Insecta; Hymenoptera; Vespidae. Bases 206 to 4123 code for a protein of 1305 amino acids. The transcript is spliced from 28 exons. Gene Ontology annotation, molecular function: structural constituent of nuclear pore; protein binding. Gene Ontology annotation, cellular component: nuclear pore; nuclear pore inner ring.
GAACCUCGUGCGAAUGACUGUCGUUAAUAUGCCCGUGAAAAGUUUUAAUUAAAACUUUAAGAAAAUUUCAUUUGUUCAGAAUGCUAUAACAUUAUUGAAGAAAAUCGUAUAUAAAUGAAACCGUAAAAUAAUUUGAAUAAUUUUUCAAAUAAUGUAUAUAUUUAGAUGUCUAAUAAAUCAUUUUGAAGCAUAAAAAGUUAAGAAAAUGUCACUUACAGAAAUGGAGCCACUUAAAAUACAUUUAGAUGCAUUGGAAAUGGCUGGAAAAAUGGUUGAUAAACAUAUCACAGCAGAUAGUAAUUUUCCAUCUUUAAUUAAUUUAAUGAGAUAUAAUAUUCAAGGUGGGCCAACUGUUAGUGGUCUUGAUGAUCAUGAUUAUCCAAGUUUACAUGGUUCAUCAAUAAGUUUGACAAAUAUAAAUCAAAUGAAAAUACAUAGUAAAAUUCCUUUGCCGUCUGAAGUGAUGGAACAUUUUGGCCAUAUGCAAUGUCAUUGCAUGAUGGGUUUAUUUACAGAUAUUUCAAAAGCAUGGCUUACAAUUGACAGUGAUAUCUAUGUGUGGUCAUAUGAAAACGAAGCUGAUGUCGCAUACUUUGAUGGAUUGAAUGAGACUAUUAUAAGUGUUGGUCUAACAAAACCAAAACCAGGCAUAUUUCAAAGCUAUGUUAGAUAUUUAUUAAUUCUAACAACAACAGUUGAAAUAACUAUACUUGCAGUUAUACUUAAUGAGGGUAAUGAUGGUAAAUCAAUAGAAAUGCAAUUGGUACCAGAACCAAUUUUUACUGUUACUACUGAUGGUAUUGGUAUAACCACCAUUGCCAAUACUAGUAAUGGUAGAAUUUUUCUUGGCGGUAGAGAUGGCUCAUUGUUUGAAAUAUGUUAUCAAGCAGAAAGUAGUUGGUUUGGUAAACGUUGUAAAAAAGUUAAUCAUUCUGAAGGGCCAUUAUCAUUUGUAAUUCCUUCAUUUGUAACUAUGGCUCUAUCUGAAGAUGAAGCAAUAAUACAAAUUUCCAUAGACGAUUCCCGUAAUAUUUUAUAUACUCUGGGAGACAAAGGUACCAUUACCGUUUGGGAUAUUGAUAAUGGUGGUGCAUCCAAAAUUACAUCGCUCUCUCAAAGUUCAUUAGUUCAAAAUACUGUUCAUGUUGUAAAAACUCUCGAUAGUAACAAUUUUCGACCUUUGGUGAGCAUAUCCGCUAUAACAGAGUAUGAAUCAAUACAUUUGAAUUUGGUUGUGGUGGCAGCUACUGGAACUCGUUUUUACUUCUGUUGUACAUCACCUUCAAAUCCAUCGAGUAGACCGCAAGGACUUCAAUUAAUACAUGUAAGAUUGCCACCAGGCUAUGCUGCCAAUGCUCCAGUAACAAGGCCCAAAAAGGUUCAAAUGGCACAUUAUAGAAAAGGAUCAUUAAUUCUUGUCUGUGGUGGUGAUACAGAAAGUGCAUGGUGCUUAAGCAAUGAUGCAUAUCCUUUUACAAAUUAUUUAGCUGAAACUCAAAGUAUCUUACCUCUUGAUAGUCCUGUAUGGGCAAUGGCAGAAAUUAUUGGAGAAUCGGCUAUGCAUAUAGAAAGACAAAGCAGUACACAAGGAGAACCACCUCUUCUUGUUAGACAACACAUGGAGCCACCUAGAAAGUUUAUAUUUUUAACAACUCAGGGUGCAAUAACUUUAAUUCAAGUACGUCCUGUAGAUAUUUUAAGACAGCUUUUACUAGAACAGCGUGGACCUGAUACAGAAUCAGUACGUGCUUAUUUUCAAUCUCAGUCUCCAGAACAAGCAUGUGCAACAUGUUUAAUUUUAGCUACUUUAGAAACUUCUCAAAAUACUCAGUUAUGUGAAUGGGCAACAAGAGCCUUUUUCUUAUAUGGUGGACAAAAGGUAUCAGGGAUUGUCCCUGCAAUUGAUAGGCAUAGCAAUUUUCCUAAUAUACAUACAGGAGAUAUACGUACGUCAACACCCAGAGUACAAAUUUUUGAUAAUAGACCUCAAGUAUUUAGGCAACAUCCACAAAUGGGUUUAAAUUCAGAUGCUACUUUACAACAAUUUUCAGCAAAACAUGGAGGUUUAUAUUUAUAUGUAGGAAGAAUACUUCGACCUAUAUGGAAUAUGCGUUGUAUAAAACAAGAAAAUAUAAACAAUAAAACUCAGAUAUCUAGUACAAUUCCACCUAAUCAAAUUAGAUGGAUUUUGAAUCAUUUACAAGCUUUAAGGUGUUUUCUCAAUAAAAAUACAAAUAUUACUAAGCAACAUAAUAAUGUAAGAAGUAUAACGGAUGAAUUUGAAACAUUACCCAAUCUUUAUCAAGAACCUAUAGUAGAAGAAAGAAAUUCCUUGGAUGCUUUAAAAGUUUUUAUUACACAUGCUUGUGAGGUGUUAGGUUUAUGGGAGAUUUUGUGUGAGAAUCAAUUAAAUAAUAUUGUUAAUUGUCUCUCUAAGGAUCAAAUUAGUCAAUUUUCUACGGCUACGUUUAGGGAUUUAAUUUUAAUUGGACAUGAAAUAUCAUCCUUAUUGAUCAUUCAUCUAAUUGAUAGUUAUCUUGGCGACAAUGCAUCCGUAGAUGCGGUAAGUUCAAGAUUAAGAGAGGUUUGUCCAAAUCUGUAUAGAAGUGAAGAUGCAGUUUGUUCAAAGGCAAAUGAAAUAAUAUUGAAAGCAAAAAAUUGUACAAAUUCUGAAGAGAAACAAGUUUAUCUGCAAUCUGCAUUGAAGCUUUGUAAAGAAGUAGCACCCAGAUUAAAUUUGAGUGCUGUAUGCCAGCAAUUUGUAGCCUGUCAGUUUUAUACAGGAGUUCUUGAAUUGUGUCUCUGUUGUGCGGAGAGAAUAGAUCCUCACAAUGCUGCAUUACAUUUUUAUAAAAAUAAUGAACCUGUAGAAGAUCAAGAAGGGAAUAUAGCUUAUAUAAAACGAUUAGAAAUUUACAAAGAAUUUACUUCAAUGUUGGAUCAUAUUUUUAAUCAGAACAUGUCAAAUCCAUUAACGCCAACCAUUCCAAGUAAACCAGGACCAGCUCUUCAUAAUACUUCUGCUGUAUCGAUAACACCUCCGAAAGAUAUGUUACAUGAAAUUAUAAAUGAUGCAUUACAUUCCUCUUGUGAAAUACUUCAUACUGCGGUAUAUAUAUGGAUGAUUGAAAGAGGAUUUCAUGGUGAACUAGUUGCUCUUGCAGCGCCUUCAUUAGAAACUUAUCUGAGUCGUGUUAAUGCACCUGAAUUACUUUGGCAAUUCUAUGAAAGAAAUAAAAAUCAUGCUGCUGCAGCAAAAAUUUUAGAUUCUUUGGCUACUAAACCUUCUCCAGAAACAUCAUUAUCAGAAAGAGUAGAAUAUUUAGCACGUGCAGUUGUAUGCAUGCGAAGUGAUCAAGCUGGUUAUGCUCCUUAUCUUGGAAUUUUCCUACGUGAAUUAGAAGAUAAAUUAGAGGUAGCUAGGAUACAACAACAAAUAUUAGAUACGAUAUGUAGCCAGCAACAUAUUUUUGAUCCUAUGAUUGUCCGUGAUGCUAAGUUAAAAUUGAAUUCCUCAUUACUUGAUAUUACACAGCUUUAUGAGGAAUAUGCAGAACCUUUGCAACUUUUAGAAUGUAAACUUGCUAUAAUUCACUGUUCCGGGCAUCAAGAUGCGAUGUUAAUUCAAGGAAUUUGGACAAAUAUAAUCAACAAUGAAUUAAAAAAUGCUGCAGCAUCGUCUCCAGAUGAUAAAAUGGCAAUUUUAAUGACUAAAAUUAAACUCCUUGGUCAAGAAUAUUCAGGAUCACCACAUUGUUUUCCGAUAGAAUUCUUAAUAGAACAAUUGGAAACAAGAGCUUGUAGAUUAAAAACUUCCAAUAAUUGUAUUAUUACAGUAUUUUUAAAGUUAGGUGUAUCAAUGGAAGAUCUUUUAGAUUACUAUGAUAAAAUGAUUGGAAAAAAUACACGUACUUGGUUAAACAAAGGAAAUGAAUUCCAUUUAAUAGAUUCCACUGCAAAUUUAAUAAAUUAUUUUAUCAAAAAUCAAAAUAAUAUUAAUGCUUUUAACAGAGAAAAACUAAUAGUUAAGUGCCAAGAUGUUAUUUCCAAGUGUCUAACGAUUUUAUUUAGUAAACCUAAUAGUGAACAAUUAAUAGCAAAACUUAGAUCAAUGAGAAUGUAAAAUUAAUAAAUAAUUUACAGUAGGUACAAAGUAAGAUAAUGCACAAAUAAUUAUUUUUUUGAAGA